AUUAUUAUACGCCUGCAUGCACCGUCAAAUAUUAAGUUCAACGCGAUUCGAUCUGUACGUGUAUGCAUGAUUUCCUAUAAAGCCUGCUUACUCAAACGUACAAUAAUAAGUGGUUGACUUUGGUCUAUUACAAGCCUCAGGCGACGUUUACUUUCAAACUGUGUCCAGCAUUAUUAAGUGACGGAUAUUCAUAAUCUGACCAUGGAAAAGCUCACAAACUGUCGAUCAAAGCGAGAGAAUGCCCGUUACCGUGUAUUUUGCUUCCCUUGGGCUGGGGGCGGUUCAGGCUUCUACUCGAGCUUGUAUCAACAUCUACCGGAGCACAUCGAAGUACAUGGUAUACGUCUGCCUGGUAGAGAGUCACGCUUUCAGGAACCGCUCUACAGAAACCUCCAAAAGAUGGUCAAAGAUAUUGCUACCACUCUCCUACCGACGUUGAAGACGAAACCUUUCAUUUUCUUUGGGCACAGUUUCGGUGCGUUAGUCUGCUAUGAAGUAUGCCGUUACCUAGUAACGAAUCAUAACUUACAGCCGAACCAUCUCAUCGUGUCUGGAACAUUCGGCCCUCACUCAGAAUUACGAGCCCAGCACCGGAUCGGGUGGACACGCAUGACUGAUAAACAGUUCGUUGCUAAGUUACGAGAGUUGGGAGGCACGCCCCCUGAUGUUUUGGAAAACCAGGGACUGAUGAAAAUAUUCCUUCCAAGUUUAAGGGCUGACCUGGAAAUAGCUGAACUGUAUAGCGAACCUGCCCCGGUUGAACCGUUCAUCUCAUGUCCACUGACAUGCUUCAAUGGAAAAGAAGAUCGUGCGCAUCCACCAGAAGGUUGGGCCGAGGCGACAAGCAGUACAAACUUUCACACUGAACUACUUUCAGGAGGACAUUUCUUUCUUUUAGAAGAGGCCAACAAACGAAGGAUAUGCGAAUACAUAGCCAGCAUUCUACCAGACUACCACUAAACAGAACGUGGUAGCAAUGGAAACAGAUGGUGUUUGGCUGGCUGCUAAUCGCAUGUUUCUCAGUUCUGUUGUUUAUCUGAGCAAAGUCCAAUGUGUUCAGUCAUUUGGCGUCCUCACAAAACCAAGUACUUUUGAUUUCUGAACAUACAUUAACACCGGACGUCUCAUUUCACUGACUUCAUUACACCAUUCAUGUGAUCUGAGCUCUUGUAUGGCUAUUAUCUUAAAGGGCAAUUCAACCCUUGAAAUACGAUCAUUUUGACUGUAUACAAGCAAAAAAUAAGAGAAAACAUAAUGGCAAAAGUUGAAAUAAAUCAGACCAAUAAAAUAUAGAGAGUUAUGAAUGUUUGAAAUAUGAGAUCGCUUUAGAUAUGCGAAUCUUAUAUUGACAAUUUUGUCAGUGGAUUGUGACGUAGUCACGGACAACUGGCCUAUUUGUCUUGUACAAAAAGCAAUAAUUUCUAAUUUUCUCCCAAGUGGGCAGGUGGGGUACUACUCAAAAUAUAUCAUCGACAGUGCGUUGUUACAGGCCCUCUAUAAAGAAAAGUCCCUCGCGGAUAACAAAUUUUAAAGAAAAACAAAAUCAAACUGUUGUCAUUGGGAAAUUUGUCCAGCAAUACAUAGCAGAGACAGUACCGAUUCAGUCAAUUUGAAGUGUCCAUACCUGUAAUGAUUAUAAAUUUCAAAAAUUCAGAACCGUCUUAUUUUUUGUCCGAUUUCGUUCAAAUUUUCACUAGUCUGCUAUUCUGAUGGUUAUGCUUUCUUUUAGAGUUGUUUGCUCUAAUGUUGGAUUUUCCUGUAGUAAUGCAGUGGUCAAAUAUACUAAAAUCUUAGAUGUGAUCGGUAACGUACGUUUGUGUGCGAGUUUGUUCUUUUGCCCAGAGGCCUUCGAUUCAAAAUUCUUUGACUUUCAUGUCAGUCUAUGCAUUUCCAAACAUGUAUUAUUCUUUCUUUUUUUCUUCUUGUCUCGUUUUGUUCAGGUGUUUGAUAAUUUUUGUUAGUAUAUUGAACUAUGCAAUUUCAUUAUUGUGGAAAAUAUUACCUAACUGUUCGUUCUUUAUGAGCCAAGUCAUGUUGUGUAUUUAUUGUAAGUUUGUUCAAACCGAUUGUCAACCAUGCCCUGUACAUAUCAAGAUGUUAUGUUGUUUUAUUGGAAAUGGAAAAAAAUGAAAUGAAAUGAAAACGUAUGGGACAAACAGCUUAGCAUUGUCCACGGUACAUACUUCUAAGAAAUGAUCCAACUUCAUCGCCAUCCUAGAAUAGUGGUGGCAGCGGCAGGAUAUUCAAAUUACUUGUUUAGAUUGGAUGGGAUAGGAGGGCGGGGUAGAAGGUAGAAAUAGGAAAGAGACAAUAAUAAAAUGGGAAUGUCCCACCUCCAGAUUUAGGGUUUGUUACCAUGGUUACAGGUGACAAUAUGUACCAGCCUUAAUUUGUGGCAGUGGCGAUGACGUGAUCUGUAUUUCAGUGUGUGGGUAGGGUGGGAUUCUUUUAGGACCGGGGUUAUAUAUAUCCGGGGAGAGGAGUUGGCACUGUAAAAGGUAUUGUAAUAUUUUCGUAAAAACAUUAUUAAACCUUUCUUCGCUAAUUAUGAUCACCAUCACCACUCAGUACGUCUUGAGUUUUGGAAGGGUAGUUAUAACAACCAUCACCAUCACCACCACCUCAACAACAUGAAUCAUAACAACACCACGACAACGAAAGAAACACAACAGUACUACAAUAGCUUUAAACCCUCUAAGCGAUAGCUACUAGAAGCAGCCACUUAAAACGCCAAGCUUGAAAUCUACCAUGACAUGAUGUUCACGGACCACAGUAUAUGUACCGUAAUGUAUCGAGAGACAUUAACGACCAAUUGAAACUAUUUUUUUGUGUAACUAUGUUUGGAGUUGGUUUUCCCAAUAUAACCUAGACAAUGAUAUCGGAUGUCAUAUCUGUGAUAUCAUAAAAACGUAAUUAAGCCGCUUUUCUUUCCUAUUUUUGUUUCCUGUUCUCCCUGCUUUCUUUAAAAAACUUUGAGACACAUUUUGCUCUAUACUCAGUUGCAGACAAUGAAUCCAAAACGGAUUAUGCCCUUCAGUUAAAAGAACGUCUUUAAUUUCAAAUAAUACAUUAUGACAUGUAGUUUAAGCUUGCCUAUACUAACUGUUAAAGUUGGUAGUAACUUAAACUACAUAUUUAUGAUUAGCCCAACUAACGAAAGUUUUCUGUAUCAAUAAAUUGUGAUAUGACAACUGUU
Strongylocentrotus purpuratus (purple sea urchin) is the source of this 3196-nucleotide messenger RNA. It is a transcript of the gene olah, whose product is annotated as S-acyl fatty acid synthase thioesterase, medium chain. Lineage: Eukaryota; Metazoa; Echinodermata; Echinoidea; Camarodonta; Strongylocentrotidae. Bases 202 to 960 code for a protein of 252 amino acids. The transcript has 7 exons. The record is from RefSeq and is a predicted model, not a curated record. Gene Ontology annotation, biological process: lipid biosynthetic process.